Cryptomeria japonica (Japanese cedar) is the source of this 1852-nucleotide messenger RNA. RefSeq lists its product as uncharacterized. Gene Ontology annotation, cellular component: cytoplasm. The transcript is spliced from 10 exons. Lineage: Eukaryota; Viridiplantae; Streptophyta; Pinopsida; Cupressales; Cupressaceae. The coding region runs from base 238 to 1473 and encodes 411 amino acids. The record is from RefSeq and is a predicted model, not a curated record.
UAUAGAAGUGUCCUUGAAUCUUUUUAAGAUACUCAAAUCACUUAAACCCAGGGUGCACUACGAAGACCGAGGGGAUAGCUAGGGUUCCUGAGUGAUUUAGGUAAGGGAGUCUGAACUACAAACUAGUGGUUCUAGACUUCAGCUUUAAACAGAGGAACUAUAAUAAGAAAAUGGAAAGCUUAUGCCCUGCAUUUUCAAGAACCAGAAACUCUAGGGAAGGUUGUGGGAAUUGAUGUAAUGAUGCCAACAAUAAUGGACAUGGAGCAGACGGGGAUUGAAGAAAACUUUGCCAGUUUGCACCUUCCCCCACAAGAAGAUCUCGAACUUCAGGAUGCCGAAGAAGAAGAAGAAAGCGACGAGGAAGAAGAAAGCGAUGAAGACAAUGACGGUGUGGUUUUAGGGUUUCUAGAGGAGCUAAAAAAUCCUUAUGCUCAAAGCAGGGCCGGAGGAACACCUUUAUGGUUGGAUACCGUUAACAUACCUAGUGAGAAGGACUCGUGUUGUGGCAUCUGUGGAAAUCCUCUGCAACUCUUAAUCCAGGUUUAUGCAAAGAUCGACGAUGCAUUCCACAGAACCUUAUAUGUUUUCAUGUGCCCUUCAAUGGCGUGUUUGCAACAAGAUCAUCUAGAGCAGAAAAAAUCAAAGCCAUGCAGAAGUGUGAAGGUAUUCCGUUGCCAAAUACCGAGAAAGAAUCCAUUCUAUGAUGAAGAUGGCAAACCAUUGUCCAGUGGCGUUGCUCUUUGCAGUUGGUGUGGGACAUGGAGAGGUGGGAAGAUUUGCAGUGGUUGCAAGCUUGCACGUUAUUGUUCUCGCCAUCAUCAGGUCAACCACUGGAAAACUGGUCAUGCAGCAACAUGUCGUAAAAUUCAGUCAAGUUCCAAGACUGGUGCAGCUUUGAGCGGGCUUACCGAAAACCAUAGUUCGUCCGAGCUUGUGAAUGGACAUGAGACAGGCUCCCAAGUUGACUGCCAGAUGAAACCCGCAAGCAAUUGUUUAUGGCCUCAAUUUGAGGUGGUUGAUGAAGACUUGGAUGAUUCCGAUACAGGAGAUUGCAGUGAGAAAGUCCCCACAAGUAUAAUUAAAGAUGUGCAGGGAAAGGCUGGAGAUUUUGAUAAGCAGUUUAUCAAGAUGGAGGCAUCCAAAGAUCAAAAACAUUGGGCUUCCUUUCAAGAACACAUUGCAAAAGCUCCAGAUCAAGUUAUGAGGUACUGUUGGUCUAAGAAUGCAAAGAUCUUGUGGCCAAGAAUAGGAGGACAACCACAAAACACUGACAUUCCUAAUUGUACUGUGUGCAAUGGACCUCGGUACUUUGAAUUCCAGGUAUUACCUCAAUUACUGUACUUUUUCAAAGUACAAAAUGAUAUUGACUCAUUGGAUUGGAGCACUAUAGCUAUUUAUACGUGUGCUGCAUCAUGUGGGGAGAAUUCAGUUGGCUAUAUUGAGGAAUUUGCUUGGGUUCAGCUGGCAUCUUGAUGCUCGUGACAUGUAAUAUGGUAAAAUUAUUGCCAAAUUCAUAGGAGAUCUGUGAGUCACACUUGAUAAGUUGGAGCUGUGUAUAUUGAUGUCUUAGUGUGGUAGAUGUCACUCUUGUGCACACUUGAUAAGUUGGAGCUGUGUAUAUUGAUGUCUUAGUGUGGUAGAUGUCACUCUUGUGUUUAUGCUAUAUUUAAAGUUUGAACGUUGUGCAAGUAUCCAGUUGAAGCACUUGCAUGGUACUUUGAAGAGUUAUUUAAGCCAAAAAGCUUUGUAAUUUUUAGUUCCUUUUUCCUUAAAGGUUAAUUUAAAAAAAUAGAUCGACUCAUGAGUAAUAAUUAUUUUGUUCAAAUAUAUUCCAAUUUAUUAUUUCGCUACA